AUGCUUGUCCUCAAGUCCCUCGUUCCUCUGGCUUCCCUCCUGGGCCUCGCCAUCGCCAGCCCCAUUGAGAAGUCUGAGGCCAAGCCCCUCGAGGUCCGCCAGUCUGCCACCACCUGCGGUUCCACCUCCUACACCGCCGCCCAGGUCCGCGCCGCUGCCAACGCCGCCUGCUCCUACUACCAGGCCGGCGACACCGCCGGCAGCUCGACCUACCCUCACACCUACAACAACUACGAGGGUUUCGACUUCGCCGUUAGCGGCCCGUACCAGGAGUUCCCGCUUCUCAAGAGCGGUGUUUACACUGGUGGCUCUCCCGGCGCCGACCGUGUUGUCAUCAGCACCUCCUGUGGCUACGCCGGUGCCAUCACCCACACCGGCGCCAGCGGCAACAACUUCGUCGGCUGCUCCGGCACCUCGUAA
Messenger RNA from Diplodia corticola, 420 nucleotides. Its product is annotated as guanyl-specific ribonuclease f1. Lineage: Eukaryota; Fungi; Ascomycota; Dothideomycetes; Botryosphaeriales; Botryosphaeriaceae. Bases 1 to 420 code for a protein of 139 amino acids. The transcript is spliced from 4 exons. The record is from RefSeq and is a predicted model, not a curated record. Gene Ontology annotation, molecular function: RNA nuclease activity; RNA binding.